AUGAUGUUUCUGAUGCUAAUAUAUACUAUCCUUGACCAGUUUUCAAGGGGUCAGGAGCAACACUGGUGGAUUGGAUUAAACACCUAUGAGAAUGAUGGACGGUUUCGGUGGUCUGAUAGUUCUCUGUUGAACUUCAUUUCAUGGGCACCUGGUAAACCACGGCUUAUCAACAAAGAGAGGAAGUGUGUGUACAUGACAGCAAGCAGAGAGGACUGGGGUGACCAGAAAUGCCUCACUGCUCUGCCUUACAUUUGCAAGCGUACCAACACCACCACGGUGCAGCCCUCCUUGCCAUCACUGCCUGUACCAACUCCUGGCAGCUGUGUCCAGGGGUGGCAUGCCUUCAUUAAUAAGUGCUUUAGGAUCAACAGCCAAGAAAAAGUGACAUGGCUGGAGGCAAAGCGCAAGUGUGAAGUUCAGGGAGGUAUAUUGGCUACUAUCUCCAACCACCUUGAGCAAGCUUUUAUAACAACUCUUCUCCCAAGCGUAACUGUUGAUAUAUGGAUUGGCCUCCAUGAUUCCAAGAAAGAAUUUCUCUGGAUAGAACCUGAAGCUGUCAAGUAUGUGAACUGGGCCCCUGGGGAGCCAUCUGGAUAUGGAACAUCCAUUGCUAGUGAUCAGCCGACCAACUGUGUUGUGAUGUGGCACGGGCUCCCUUCCCUGUUUACUGGCCGCUGGGAUGACAGGAACUGCUUAGAGGAGAAACAUAUUUUCAUCUGCCAGAGAAGCAAAGACCCUACUCUAAAUCCUUCUUCAACAUCCUUCUCCCCUGUUCCCAACUCUACGCUUUCAUAUCUUAACAACACUUACCGUGUCCUGACGAAGCCACUCAAAUGGCAGGAAGCUGUGUUGCUAUGUCAGAGUCUCAAUGGAAGCCUAGCAGAUGUGAUGGAGCCAUACACCCAGGCCUUCCUCACUCAGACAGUCAGCAGCUUACAUACCCCACUGUGGAUUGGCUUGUCCAGUGAAGAGGGGAGACGUAACUACGUAUGGUUUACAGAUGAGAGCAUCUCUUACACAAACUGGCAGGAUGGAGAGCCACAACAAAUUGUGGGGUGUGCAUACAUGGAUAUAGAUGGGACAUGGCGAACUGCCACUUGCAACACAAAGCUUCAAGGGGCCAUCUGCAAGCUGAGCACAGGACCCCUUUCUUCACACAAGUGGAGCUACAACGGAAGCUGUCCUAAAACAGUAGAGGAUUCCUCUUGGCUUCCUUUCCGAAACAAUUGUUAUGCUUUCCACAUGGAAGUUAUGUUAGGUCAGAAGGAAGCUGUGAAGAGAUGCCAGAAAGUUGGAGGUAUGAUGCUGUCCAUCCUAGAUGAGAUGGAGAAUAUCUUUAUUUGGGAACAUCUACAAGCAUAUGAGAGCCAAGCCAAAGGAGCAUGGCUGGGGAUGUCCUUUAAUUCCAAAGGGGGCACACUUGUCUGGCAUGACAGCAUAGCUGUGAACUAUUCUAACUGGGGACAACAUGAUACAGGACCAAGCAUGAUCAGUCCAAACAGCUGCUAUUGGAUCCAGAGCAGCAAUGGGGUAUGGCGUUUGGGCUCUUGUUCCAAUGUGUCCAUGGGUGUCAUCUGUAAGACAGCCCGAGUGGAAGGAAGCUCCAUCUCCAAAUCAGCUUUCCUGGAAAACACAAAAACCAUUGUUGUAGUCAUCCUCUCCUCUCUAGCACUCUGUGCGCUGGUAGCUGUUGCCUUCUAUCUGUAUAAGCGCCGGUGGAUUUCGGAACGAGGGACAUUUGAGAGUGCUCGCUAUAGCCGCACCAAUGCCAGUCCUAGUGAAUCUGCUGAGAAGAACAUCCUGGUAUCUGAUAUGGAGAUGAAUGAACAAGACUAAUGGCGGAUUUGUCAA
Python bivittatus (Burmese python) is the source of this 1851-nucleotide messenger RNA. NCBI's taxonomy places the organism in Eukaryota, Metazoa, Chordata, Lepidosauria, Squamata, Pythonidae. The record is from RefSeq and is a predicted model, not a curated record.